GGCCGUGGAUGGUACGCCGGCAGAGCACCCCGUUGUGGCAACCGGGCGCCGAACGAUGGAGAAAUUAGAGAUGACCGAUACGACCUCCCUCCCUCCAACUUAGAUAUUAUUCCAUCUUGGAAGCAUUAUAGGACGCGUAUUCAUUACCGAAGAUAGCCUUAGGUUGAUAGUCUAGCAGCAUAAAAAGGAUUAAAUGAUGGGAUAUUCGCUCGAUAACGACAGCGUACAUCCCGCCGUCUCUCACCGACGUAGAGAUGAAGGGCCAAUUCAUCAAGCUUGCUUUAUCGGCUGGCACGCUGGCUGCCUUAGCCGGUAGCGCACUGGCUGCUACGAAUGGCGAGUUCAACGUCCUAAGUAUGAAUGUCGCGGGGCUACCGGAAUUCCUCAACGGCAAUGAAGUACCCGGAGACAAGACUACCAACUCAGGGUUGAUAGGCACGAAGUUCGCGCAGUACGAUUAUGAUAUAAUUCACGUACAGGAGGAUUUCAACUACCACGCUUAUAUCUACGAUACUGAUACACAUCCGUAUCGUACUGCGACUUCGGGUGGUGUCCCUUUUGGGUCGGGCCUUAAUACUAUAUCCAACUUCGACUGGAUUGACUUCCAGCGUGUCAAAUGGGAUACCUGUUCCGAUGCUUCGGAGUCGGACUGCUUGACUCCAAAGGGUUACACAUUCAUGCGUGUAGCUAUUGAUGAUGGCGUUUAUAUAGAUUUCUACAAUUUACACGCGGACGCUGGCACCGAGGAUGAAGACGAAACGGCACGAGCUGCCAACUUGCAGCAAGUGGCCGAUGCCAUCGAUACUAUAAGCAUUGGUAACGCCGUUUUAGUUUAUGGAGAUACUAAUUCGCGGUAUACGCGACCUGCCGAUGGAAUUACUGUCUUUUCUGACCAGAACGGCCUUACGGAUACUUGGGUGGAGCUCGAGCGUGGCGGUACUAUCCCAGAUACAGAGACGCUUUGUGACAAUCCUAGUACUACUAAUACUUGCGAAACUGUCGACAAGAUCUUUUACCGCGGUAGCCCACUCCUCGACUUGACCGCUACAUAUUGGAAUUACGAGAGUAGCAAAUUCUUGCAGUCUAAUGGUAGCAUCCUCUCAGAUCAUAACCCAAUUACUGUUAAUUUCACGUGGUCGGCUGGAUCCUCCCUUCGCCAAUCUGGGUUCUGGGGCGGUCCACACGGCACCUGGUUCAGCGACGUCACAACACUAGCCUCAAAAACGUCACCGAAGGUAAGUACACUCAAUUUUCGAGGUGCGGACCGCUUAGACAGUGUCGGGUUGACGCUCUCGGACGGCACGACGUUUACGCACGGAGGCGAUGGUGGUGAUGCUGUAACCCUAUCGCUGAAUUCGGACGAAUAUUGGACCAGCGCGCAACUUUGCCAAGGCCAGAAGAACGAUCAGACUCGCAACUUCUACAUUCUGGCUACGACAAGCGCUGGAAGAACUCUUGCGGCUGGUACUUCGACUUCGGAUUGCGCAACGUUUACGGCACCGGACGGUUGGGCGAUCGUUGGGUUUUUAGGCCAAGAUGGCGAUGAAGUGGACCAGUUGGCAUUUGUAUAUGCGCCGCAGUAGAUAGAAACUUUGGUACCAACAUAGGCGACAAAUACCAAGUUGCACUCUUUCUCAAA
Molecule: messenger RNA, 1639 nt
Organism: Hypoxylon trugodes
Lineage: Eukaryota; Fungi; Ascomycota; Sordariomycetes; Xylariales; Hypoxylaceae
Product: mannose-binding lectin
Exons: 3
Coding region: 255-1583 (442 amino acids)
Cellular component (GO): cytoplasm
Molecular function (GO): sphingomyelin phosphodiesterase activity
Source: RefSeq, a predicted model, not a curated record